AUGAUCCUCUACAAAGUAAGAACAAGUACAUACGACCAUAGGGUGUGGAGAACAGGGCUUCCCGUCCGCUCAGCCGUACUUAAGCCACACGCCGUUAGGUGGGUGACCACUAGCGAAUCCUUACUGUUGUAUGUUUUUUGCUUUUGUUUGCCUUUUACAUAUCUAUCGUACAAUCUACCGUAG
Molecule: messenger RNA, 183 nt
Organism: Penicillium canescens
Lineage: Eukaryota; Fungi; Ascomycota; Eurotiomycetes; Eurotiales; Aspergillaceae
Source: RefSeq, a predicted model, not a curated record